Messenger RNA from Fonsecaea nubica, 549 nucleotides. RefSeq lists its product as hypothetical. NCBI's taxonomy places the organism in Eukaryota, Fungi, Ascomycota, Eurotiomycetes, Chaetothyriales, Herpotrichiellaceae. The transcript has a single exon. The coding region runs from base 1 to 549 and encodes 182 amino acids. The record is from RefSeq and is a predicted model, not a curated record.
AUGUCUUCCACGGAGAACCUGAACAGCAAUGUCGAGGAGGAGGCGAACACCUCCAGCAACAGCUUGAACAGCAUCAAGUCGGUCUUCUCGUCGUUGAGACGCGCCGCCACAAACGACAGCAAGAAGAGCGACGCGUCGUCGGACUCAAAGUACGACCCCCUCACCAUCCAGCCCGACCCUCUCCCGGACAAUCGCAGCGAGAUUGAAGGUCUCCUCAACCGUCAGCUUAGCGCGCUCGACCACCUCCGCCGCACCGUCGUCGCCCGCAACCAAGAAAUCAAAGACUACUGCUCCCGCGCAGCCUACUACUACAACCUGCGACCGCGAGUCGCACCCUCGUUUCUCCGCCAGCUCGACAUCGAGAUCCACGUCCUUCGCCAGCAGCGCAACCGAUUCCAGGCCCUUGUGGAUAUGCGCCACAAUGAGAUCGUGCGCAUGGCUGAACAUCGGAAGAAGUUGGAUGCGGACCAAGGCCUGGAUUGCAACGUCUAUGACAUGUAUCUCGAUUUCCGUCGCGUUUCUGAGUGGGAGCAGCUGUUCUCAAUCUGA